CAUUAUGUUUGACUAUUUGCAUAUUAGGGCAUGCCAGUAAGGAGUAUAGUCAGAAAAAAGAAGUUCAGUUAAAUUAAUUUCAGUCGAAUCAGGUGAACCAAACUGAGCCUAGUAGAGUCGUUGACUACUGACAACUAGAAUUUUGCAGGCCACCUAUUUCACUAGGUUACAAAUGAUUUGCAAUCAAGUCUUAACUAGCAAAUAAGAGACUCAAAAUUGUGGUCCUUGAGGUUUUUUCUUUGGAGCAUUAGCCACUAAUAUCUCAGUAUUGUUAUUUGAAGCUCUCAUCCUCACAAUUUGAGGCCGAGGGUCACGUGCUCCCAUUCCAAAAAUAUCAUCCACAUACUCAUUCAACAUGCAAUACUUUUAUACUAGUGUUCUUCAACUUAAAACAUUUAUUUCAUUGUUUCUUGACAUUUUUUUUUGGUAAGUUGCAAUAAAAAAAGUCCUAAGCAAGUAUAUCUAGUAUUUCCUUAAAAUGCCUUUGUUUGGUAUGUAUCCACAAACAUUAUGUUUGACCUCCAGAGUUACAGACAUCUUUCAUGUUGGAUGCUCUCGUGAUCAGUGGCGUAUCCAGAAAUAUUCCUACAAUAUUGUUCGCUCCUCAUCCAUAUAUCUAACCUCAAUCAACUCCAACGGGGUAGAUUUGUGUAACAGGAUAUCAUGUUCUCUUUCUUUUCAUCUCCCCCGAUUCAAUCCAAUGAAGCAAGGGACGAGAAAUUUAUUGGUUGUCCAAGCAGUUUCGACCCCUGAGAGGGCGGAUGAAGGAGACGAAACCAAUUCAAGUAUUGUGGCUGUUCCUUUGCAGCUUGGUGGGAUGUUCUGCCUUUGGUAUCUCUUGAAUAUUUACUUCAAUAUAUACAACAAGCAGGUUCUUAGGGUCUAUCCAUUUCCUUCAACCAUAACAGCUUUUCAAUUUGGAUGUGGGAGUUUGCUUGUUCUUCUUAUGUGGGGUUUUAAUCUUCAUCCAAAACCAAAGAUCACACCUUCACAGUUUGCAGCAAUUUUACCAUUAGCAAUAGCCCAUGCAAUGGGAAACCUUCUAACAAAUGUGAGCCUUGGAAAAGUAGCAGUCUCAUUCACACACACCAUCAAAGCUAUGGAGCCCUUCUUCACUGUUCUUCUCUCCGUGCUCUUUCUUGGUGAGAGGCCUAAUUUAUGGGUGGUUUUGUCCCUGUUGCCGAUUGUUGGUGGAGUAGCAUUGGCAUCUUUUACAGAGACUUCAUUCAAUUGGUUGGGCUUUGGCAGUGCAAUGGCUUCUAAUGUCACUAAUCAAUCGCGUAAUGUUCUAAGCAAGAAGUUGAUGAUUAACGAAGAGGAGGGUUUGGACAACAUCAAUCUAUUCUCUAUAAUUACACUUAUCUGCUUCGUCUUAUUACUCCCAACAGCUAUUCUAAUCGAUGGCGUCAAAUUUUCUCCUGCAUAUUUUCAAUUAGCUGCAAGUCAAGGGUUGAAUGUUAGAGAACUUUGUGUGAGAGCCCUUGUUGCCGGUCUUUGCUUCCACACUUAUCAGCAGGUUUCAUAUAUGAUAUUAGGAAUGGUAUCAGCUGUGACACAUUCGGUAGGAAAUUGCCUGAAGCGAGUUGUAGUUAUUGUGUCUUCAGUGAUCUUCUUCCAAACCCCCAUUUCGCCUCUUAACUCAUUUGGAACUGCAUUAGCACUUGCUGGUGUCUUCUUAUACACGAGAGCAAAGAGAUUGAAAUCAAAGUUGAAAGUUGAAUGAUUCAUUGUACACCAUUGGUGACCAUCUAAAUUGGGUGAAUGGUUUGCUCCAUGGUAAUUCAAGGUGUACUAGACUUAUUUAAGGGCCAUCUUUCGAACAAGUGCUGGGCUGGGCCAAAUCCCCCGUUUUAUACUUAUAUUGGUGGGUUAAUGUCCUUUGUAUUAUAUUCAUGUCCACACGCCCUUUGCUUUGAGGCCCAAAUGUUUUAUUUUGUUGUUUUCAUUUACAUUUGUUUAAUUUGAUUAAAGAACCUGUACAAAUUGUUCAAUUUUAUUAAAGAUAAAGACAUCACCUAUAAAAAUUAUUGUAAAAAACGUAUCAUACUUUAUUCAUUGUCA
This is a messenger RNA of Spinacia oleracea (spinach), 2061 nucleotides long. Its product is annotated as phosphoenolpyruvate/phosphate translocator 2, chloroplastic. Gene Ontology annotation, molecular function: transmembrane transporter activity. The coding region runs from base 479 to 1723 and encodes 414 amino acids. The record is from RefSeq and is a predicted model, not a curated record. Gene Ontology annotation, cellular component: membrane. Lineage: Eukaryota; Viridiplantae; Streptophyta; Magnoliopsida; Caryophyllales; Amaranthaceae. The transcript has 8 exons. Gene Ontology annotation, biological process: transmembrane transport.